AUAGUGGAUUAUUUCGUUCCACCAAGAAGAGGUCCAAGAUAAGUGCUGCACGCGCUGUUUUACGGUAUUGACAGAGGAUCCCUGUCAGCAGCAGCAUGAGCGCAUUGAUGUAGAACUAAUAGAGCACUAAGUUUUGAAUCGCAUAGAGAGCUAUGUGAUAGUUCUACUUGUCCAUCUGAGCCACCGUACUUAUCCACUACUAGAGCCACAACGCUUACUGCUUGCAAACGAGGAAAGCAGAAAGUUGGAAAACCUGUCCUGCAAUUGAAAGAUGGCAUCCGCAAUCAUCUCAGUGCCUACCACAGCCUCCCGCUUCGCACUCCUCCAAGUGGACUCUGACUCCGACUCGGACUCCGAACCAGGAAAGAAGAGCGGAAAGGGAGGAAAGGCCGGAGCAGGGAAGUCACAGGGUGGGAAGGCGGGACAGAACAACGACAAGAAGAAAGAGAAGAAGAAGAAGAAGAAGGGCCAGCAGCAGAGUGAAGCAAACGAGCUCAGGAACCUUGCCUUCAAGAAGCUCCCCCAGAAGUCCGGCUCCGCGCCCUCCAACCUCACGCUACAGGGGCUGGCCAAUGACCUGCUUCAGCCUGGGGCCCUGGGCGGGAGUGGAGACGCUGUCCCCCAGGAGGGCUGGCAGCAGUGGAAGCAGAGAGAUGAGCAGCUAACUAGUGAACUUUAUGAAGCUGACCUAGAGAAAGCACUCAUCCUCAGCAAAAUGGAAUUUGAAGAGCAUAAACGGGAUGUGGUGACUACAGAGCAGGCGUCACCAAAGCCCAAGAGCUCCACGGGCAAGGAGAAGAAGAAGAAGAAAGAGCAGGGCAAAGACAAACGCCCCACCGUCUCCCUCAAGGAGUUCCAGACAGAAGGCAGCAUAGAUCAGAUGACGAAGCGGCCAGAGAAGGAGGAGCCCAAAGCUGCCAACCCGACUCCGCGUGAUGACAAGUUUUUCGACAAGCUGGAGAGUGAGGUGAGCCAGAUCGUCCAGAGAGACAAGCGGAGGGAGCAGUUCUCCAACAGCGCCGGCCAGGAAGUCAACACGUCCUCAGAAUAUGAACCGGAUGUGAGAAACGAACAGUUGAAGUUUGAACUGGAGAAGAAAGAUGAAGAGAUCGGCCAGCUGAAAAAGAUCAUCUCGCAAUGGGAGGGGAAGUAUAAGGAAGUGAAGGCCAGAAACGCCCAGCUCCUCAAAAUGCUCGGACAGGGCGAGAUGAAAGACAAAGCUGAAAUAUUGCUACAAGUAGAUGAGCUGCUAAACAUCAAAGAAGAACUCUCAUCAGAGGUUUCAAUGUUGCAUGCAGCAUUGGAACAGGAAAGAUCAAAAGUGAAAGAGUUGCAGUCAGAUCAACCCAAACACCAGAUGAAGCAUGAAGGCAGGGUGAAGAUCAGCAAGGUAUCAAGAGGCAACCGGAAAUCAAAAAAGAAUGCGGAGGGUGAUUAGCGACGGCCAUCCCUGAUCCCCUCUCAAACCUUGGAAGAGCAACCCAUGAAGGAAAACGACACAAAACACAACACACCCAACGACAAGCGCACAUGCGUACUUUCUCCUCUUCAGGGUUUCCCCAUUUCUCACGGAAACACUCAGUGUUCUGUUCAUUCCCCCUCAUUCCCCCUUUUUUCUCUGUUUUCAGCAUACCUGACAUCCUUAAAAUGUUGGCAUGUUUCCUCAACAUUUACUACUGCACUGAACGAUUUUGUGGAUGUGGGAUGUUCAAUCCGACAAUGCCUUGUAAAACUGUAAUUGUAAAGAACUGAUUUGGACUUUUUAAGAGGAAUGACAAUGUUCCAAGGAUGAACUUGUCAUCUCCCUCUGUUGGCAAAAUAAUGCCAUUACACCCCCACUAAGCAGCGAGGGAGUCACUACUGUUAUGUAUGAAGAGGGGGGUCAUGCACACUUUUAAUAAAAGCAACUUUUUUUCAGUG
This is a messenger RNA of Engraulis encrasicolus (European anchovy), 1920 nucleotides long. It is a transcript of the gene gkap1, whose product is annotated as G kinase anchoring protein 1. Gene Ontology annotation, biological process: signal transduction. The transcript is spliced from 13 exons. Gene Ontology annotation, cellular component: Golgi apparatus. NCBI's taxonomy places the organism in Eukaryota, Metazoa, Chordata, Actinopteri, Clupeiformes, Engraulidae. The record is from RefSeq and is a predicted model, not a curated record. Bases 272 to 1438 code for a protein of 388 amino acids.